Paramecium sonneborni is the source of this 293-nucleotide messenger RNA. The record is from the annotation of a GenBank genome assembly. NCBI's taxonomy places the organism in Eukaryota, Ciliophora, Oligohymenophorea, Peniculida, Parameciidae.
AUGAUUAAAAAAAAUGGUUCAACAAAAUAAGAAAAUCCUUAAAUAUAAAAAUUAUCAAAUGUAUUUGAGAUAAUUGCGAAAUACAGUAUUUUAUGUUAGGAAGACAAGUAAUAAUCAAUUUAAUUGCAAGGUAAAUAUAAAAAUAAAAUAUUGCAUAAUUGAGUAAAUAUGAGAAACCUCGUUAAAGAAGGUCAUAAUCAUUAUUACAACAAGUUUUAGAAAAAAAAAGUGAGCUAUAAUCAAAUAUAUAAAAAAGAAAAUGCUUUAUGCAAAAAAGAAAAUAUAUUGUCUGA